This is a messenger RNA of Helobdella robusta, 3487 nucleotides long. RefSeq lists its product as hypothetical. The transcript is spliced from 23 exons. The coding region runs from base 80 to 2116 and encodes 678 amino acids. Gene Ontology annotation, biological process: intra-Golgi vesicle-mediated transport. The record is from RefSeq and is a predicted model, not a curated record. Lineage: Eukaryota; Metazoa; Annelida; Clitellata; Rhynchobdellida; Glossiphoniidae. Gene Ontology annotation, cellular component: Golgi apparatus; COG complex.
AUGUUUGCGUAGUUAAAUUUUUUACCAAAAAUAAACUUCAAAUAUUAAAAAAGAACUUAAAAACUAUCCUAGAUUCAAGAUGAUUCCAAUAAAUUUCAAAGAGAUAGAGUCUGGAGUUAUUUUUGAAAAGCACACAAUUGAUGAAAUCAAUGGAAUUGAGAAACGGAUUAGGCAAGAAAUAGAUAAAAAGAAAGAGGAGCUAAGGCAGAUGGUUGGGCAACGAUAUAGAGAGUUAAUUGAAGCUGCUGAUACUAUCACUGACAUGAAGAAUGGGAGUGAAAAGGUUUUGGAAUCCAUACAAAAGUUACAGAAGUUAUGUCAAAAUCUAAAAGAGAAAUCUUCAUCUUUAUCGUCGAAACAACCUGUUUCUAAUUUAACAGAAGAAGAAAUGACUCAUAGGUCAAACUCUGCAUGCUUGAAAAUUCUUCUAGAGCUGCCAUCAAAAAUCUGGUGUCACAUGGAUGACAACGAGUAUUUGGAAUCUUCCAGAAUUUAUUUACUCGGCCAGCAUAUACACGCCCAUCUCUGUUCAGGGAUGGAUGAACAGCUGAUCGGUCUGGUCGUCAAACAUUGGGGUAACGUCGGCCAUUUGAAGAAAGUUAUUAUAAAGCUGGUGGUCGAUUGCUUGUGCACGUUGUCAUUGCUAGUGAACAAGCCUGUUGAUGCGGUGUUCAAGGAAUUUCUGGAUAUAAGAAUCCAACAGUUUAACAGUGUGGCUCCGAGCAGUAAUGGUAGUAGUGCUGGUCUGAGUAGUAAUGGUAGUAGUAGUAGUAGUAGUAGUAGUGGUAGCGGUGGUGGUGGUAGUAGUAAUAGUAGUAGAGAUGUGCAGAGUAUAAAACCAUUGAUAUGCGAUAUUGUCGAUAAUUUCACGUCUACAUUGAGGCAAAUUCAUUAUCUAUUCUUUGCUCCCGUCUCGAACGAUGAUGGCAAUGGCAAUGGCGCCAAUUUCGAAAUGGACAAUCUUUUCUCAAGGACGUUAAUGAACUGUUUGAAUAAAGAUUCUUCUGAUUUUAUAAAGAAAUCUGAAAUCUUAUCAGAGCAAGCCAUCAACCUGCUCCCUAAAACAGUUCUAAACUUCAAGCCCACAGUUAAAUCCGAAUUGAAACCAUUGGAAAAAGAUUUUGUUAAAAAUGAAACAAAAACAUUUGUUGAAAAGUCGACCAGAUCGGUAAACAGUGGUUUCAGUUCUUUGUUCGAGUACAUCGUUAAUAUAACAUCUUUGGCCUCUACUAGAAGAGAUGUCAUUACCGUCAUUAAAAAGAACUGUAAGAAAUGUGAUUGGCCGAAGAUAUGCAAUGACGUCAUCGGGCACGACCUUGACAUUUGGAAGGAGUUUUUGAAGGGUCACUUCAUUAAGAGAAUGAAGACCUUGAUAGAGCAACAUGUAUCAUUGAUACUGAGUUCAACGAAGACUGAUAUAUCAGAUACUCUCAACAGAACGUUCCACGCUAAAUCAAACAAACCAACAUCAUCAUCAACGACGACGACAUCAAUGUUUGAACGGGACAUCUCAACUUACAUUUGGCUCGAGGGCAAAACUGACAUCGACCUGUCAAUCAUCUGGGGGGGUCCAAUUAGGAGCAGCGCUUCCGGCAGCAGUGGCAGUAGUAGUAGUGGUUUGGCAAUGAAAGCAAAAGGUUAUACACCUGAGAUUCAAAGUCUCAACCACUCACUGAACUCGAAACUACGCUCCUUAUUGGACGAGGUCGCCAGUUACGCCAGCCAAUCAGAGAAAGCUUCGCUCGCAGCUGCCACACCAACAUCAUCAUCGAAUCAUUUCUUGUUUCGCAAUGAUAACUCUGAUAAUGAUGAUGAUAAUAGUCUAAAUAAAAAUAGCAAUGAUGCUGAUGAUGAUAUGAGUAAAGUUCAGGAACUACUAAGAACUACAUGUGAGAAAUUCACCAUAGAAAUUAUUUUCAUCGGUCGCUGGGCAACGAGUCUCAGUGAAACCUGCCCAUCCCUGAAAUCCUCCAUGACGGAAGUUGACGCUGCUGCCGCUGCUAGUGACGUCAUUGUUACAUCAUCGUCGCCUCAUGGAAUGUGCAAAAUGUAUUGUACGCACUAUGCACACAUAUCAACAAAGUCGGCGGGCACGUUAUGCACAGAUCGAUUCUAAACAGCCUAACGACAAGCUUACUAGACAACAUACUUUCAAUCUAUCUUGAACUACUAUCAUCAAAACCACCACUGCCGCCAUCAUCAUCAGCAGCAGCACCUACGUCAUCGUUGCCAUCGUCAUCAUCUCGAAAUGACGUCAUCCCGCAAAAUUAUGCUAUGCAGAUGUGGUUUGAUGUCAAAUAUCUGUCCAAUCUGUUGGCCUGCGUCGACGAGACAAGAUCAUCGUCGUCGUCGUCAUCACUGACAACAACAGCAAACAAAGUCACAGAAACUUUAGAAGCCAUCGAGUCAAUGGUCGAUCCGUUCGAUUUUGAUGUCUUCAAAAGUUACCUAUUGAGAAACACGAACAAGCAAAUGCAAAAAACUUAUGUAUGUUUGUUUGUUCGUUGCGAUUCCCUAAAAUUACAAUUCCCGAAAAUUAAGUUUUACCAAUUCCCAAAGGAAUCCCAUGGGAUUCGCGUUCCCAUGCUCACCUCUACUAUUUUGUACGGUUUAGCUUUGGGAUCGGAAAGAUCAUCAUUAUCAUCAUUCCCAUCGUCGUCGUCGUUUCUGACGUCAUCAUCAUCAUCAGGAGGACAGCAUGAUCAGCAUCAUGUUGCCUAUCUAUCUGAUGUUUCUGGAAGGUUCCCGUUGUUACCUAUCCCGCAUACUGCUAGUAAACAAUAUCAAUCUAAUUUAGAGCAUAAAGCAGCAAUGAACUCAAGACAAGCAGCAACAAUGACAUCCGCUACUACAAACAGCAACAACAAAGUUGACGCCAACAACUCCAACAUCAAAACGUCGUCGUUUACGUCAUCAUUUCCAUCGUCGUCAUCAUCAUCAUUUCCUCAAGCUCCUCCUCUUCCACCCAGAGCAGGAUCAUCAUCAUUCCUUGAAGAAAUGAGUCGUUUGUUUGGUAGUGGGGGCAGUGCAAAUGCCUUGUACAACAAGUGAAUGAGUGCGUGAAUAAAUAAAGGAAGAAAGAUCAAGUGAAAGAAAGUAGUAGUGAUAGAGUGCGUGAAUGAGCAAUAGAAUAAACGAGGAAAGAAAUAAGUAAAUCUUAUAUCAAUUCACCCAUCCAUAACUUACUUUCAAUUUUCAACAAGCAAAUUAACUUUGUAGCGUAUGAUAAUAUUAAUAACAAUAGUUUUGAUGAAAAACUAACUGUCCACAGUUCAACUAACAAAGAAGUUACUACUGACAAUACAUUCGAUGCAUUACUACUGCAAAUUUUUCAUUACAAAUGGGCUUAGAUUGUUAUUAUGAUUGUUAUUAUUAUUAUUGUUGUUGUCGUUAUUUAGUUAUUUUAUUACUGUUAUUACGUAAACGCGUAACGAAAAUUGAACUAAAUGAAAAACGAAUUCCCUUUAAAUUGUACAUCACCUACCAU